AUGCCUGCCAAAAAUCGUUUGCGAUUGGUUGUCUGGUUGGAAAAGUUCGGAAGUUGUUCUGAAGACGAGGAACGGCUAGUUCGUGACCUUUUUAGGGGUUAUAACAAGCUUAUUCGACCCGUACAGAAUAUGACGGAAAAAGUGGACGUUAGAUUUGGUCUAGCCUUCGUUCAACUCAUCAACGUCAACGAGAAAAAUCAAAUUAUGAAAUCAAACGUCUGGUUGAGAUUGGUAUGGAAUGAUUACCAACUUCAAUGGGAUGAGGCUGACUAUGGAGGAAUUGCUGUACUCAGGUUACCACCUGACAAAGUCUGGAAACCAGACAUAGUUUUAUUUAAUAAUGCCGAUGGCAACUACGAAGUUAGAUAUAAAUCUAAUGUUUUAAUUUAUCCUAAUGGUGAAGUCCUGUGGGUUCCGCCAGCAAUUUACCAGAGUUCUUGUACUAUAGAUGUAACAUAUUUCCCUUUCGAUCAACAAACGUGCAUUAUGAAAUUCGGGUCCUGGACAUUUAAUGGCGACCAGGUGUCACUAGCAUUAUACAAUAACAAAAAUUUCGUAGAUUUAUCGGAUUAUUGGAAAUCUGGAACGUGGGACAUUAUCGAAGUCCCAGCCUACCUCAAUAUAUACGAAGGAAAUCACCCAACUGAAACUGACAUCACUUUUUACAUAAUUAUUCGUCGAAAAACGUUAUUUUAUACCGUCAAUUUGAUACUCCCAACCGUUUUGAUUUCGUUUCUUUGCGUACUUGUGUUUUAUUUACCAGCCGAAGCAGGUGAAAAGGUUACACUGGGUAUUAGUAUUUUGCUAUCACUGGUUGUAUUCCUUUUGCUGGUAUCAAAAAUCCUGCCACCGACAUCGCUCGUAUUACCACUUAUUGCAAAAUAUCUUCUUUUCACUUUUAUAAUGAAUACCGUUAGUAUUUUAGUAACAGUUGUUAUAAUCAAUUGGAAUUUCCGAGGUCCCCGAACACACAGGAUGCCUUCUUGGAUUAGGUCUGUGUUCCUUAACUACCUUCCUGCAAUGUUGCUUAUGAAAAGACCUCGCAAAACUAGAUUGCGCUGGAUGAUGGAGAUGCCAGGAAUGGGUGUACCUCCACAUCCAUAUGGGUCACCUACGGAUAUCCCAAAAAAUAUAAGCUCUAUCGAGUCCCAAAGUAAAGUGGAGGUAAUGGAGUUGUCUGACUUACACCACCACCCCAACUGUAAGAUCAAUAGAAAACCAAAUGCCGCUGAUCUCGGAGUGGGAGUUGGAGGAGAUAGCUGUAGAAGGGAGAGCGAGAGUUCCGAUUCUAUUCUACUGUCUCCUGAAGCAUCGAAAGCUACAGAAGCUGUAGAAUUCAUAGCAGAACAUUUACGCAACGAGGAUUUAUAUAUACAGACUCGAGAAGACUGGAAAUAUGUGGCGAUGGUGAUAGACAGACUUCAACUGUACAUGUUUUUUAUAGUUACUACAGCAGGAACUGUAGGUAUCCUAAUGGAUGCUCCUCAUAUCUUCGAGUACGUUGAUCAAGAUAGAAUAAUAGAAAUAUACCGUGGUAAAUAA
Messenger RNA from Diabrotica balteata, 1542 nucleotides. The record is from the annotation of a GenBank genome assembly. NCBI's taxonomy places the organism in Eukaryota, Metazoa, Arthropoda, Insecta, Coleoptera, Chrysomelidae.